This is a messenger RNA of Symbiodinium natans, 2238 nucleotides long. The record is from the annotation of a GenBank genome assembly. Lineage: Eukaryota; Dinophyceae; Suessiales; Symbiodiniaceae.
AUGCAGCACACCCUUCAGCCUCCGCAAGCCCCCUUGCAGCAUCUUCUUGCUACGGGUCCUGUCUCCAUGCCGACCACUCCGCCGCCCGGUGAUCGUGAAGACGUCAUUCGUGACGCCUGCAAGGCUCACGACAUACCAAAAGCCGUCAUGAUGCUUGCGAACCUGUCGGAUGAGGAGGGUCUGCAGAUCCUGCCGAACGUCGUGGAUGAUCUCAAUCGAGCCUUGCAGGAAGUGUCACAAAGCGACGGCGAGGAGGGAAGAUUGAGAUCCAUUCCGGCCGAGCAGUUGGCGGAGCUCGCCUACCAAAUGGGAAGAAUCCCUGUUCCGCCGGGCCAGCAGCCAGUUGUUGCAAAGAUUCUGCAGGUGGUUGCGGACAAAGCCAAGUACAGGACUGAAGAGCUGCCACCACGCUGCCUUUCCCGCAUGGUCUGGGGCUUUGCAGGGGCUUCUGCCCGCAAUGACUCCCUCAUGUCGGUUGUGGCUGCAGCAGUCGUGAACAAGAUCAGAGGCUUCAACCAUGAAGAGCUUUCCAACACUGCAUGGGCUUUUGCGAAGUGCGGGCUGUGGAACGCGCAGCUCGCGCAGUGCCUCGCGCGAGAGUGCAUGGAAAAGAUCGACACCUUCACGACGCAAAGCUUGGCGAACAUGACCUGGGCCAUGGCCCAGUGGGGCACCCGAGAGGAGGCGCUUUUACGGGCCAUUGCCCAAGCCUUGCACCGGCAGCGCGAGAGCUUCGAGCCUGCCCAGAUGUCCAUGGUCUCCUGGGCAUUCUCGACCCUGAGCUUUAAGUACGAUCCGCUGAUGAAUGCGAUCAUGACCGAGUCGAUCAGCCAAAUUGGCACCUUCACCAACCCUGAGCUGGCGCAUCUUGCCUGGGCCUAUGCCAACCUGAGGAUCCAGGACCGGGGCCUCUACUCGGCCAUCUCUCACCAAGUGCAGAGGAACUCUGCGCGAAUGGAGCCGGCCGAGAUCGCCAACAUCGCUUGGGCCUUCGCGAAGAACAUGAUGGGAACAGACACAGUGAUGAGGUUCAUCGCUGAGCAGGCAGAGCCACAGAUUGGCAGCUUUAAGGCCGCGGAGAUUACCAUGCUGACCUGGGCCUUUGCUGUCACUGGGCAGCAGCAUGUCGGCUUGAUGUCCGAGAUUGGCUCGAAGGUUGCCAAGCGAGCUGACAAGUUUUCUGCUUCGCAGUUGGCCCACGUGGCGUGGGCUUUUGGAGCACUUGCAAUGAGGCAAACAGACCUGUGUGACAAGGUGGCCAUGUGCUUCGAGCACAAUCGGAGCAACUUCUCUGCACAAGCCUUGACACAAAUUGUGUGGGGUUUCGCCAUGGUCCAGUACAGAGACAAAACAUUCAUGGACCUUGCCGCGCCACACAUCAUUCAGGGCAUUUCAGAGCUGAAGCCACUAGCACUUUGGCGAUGUUCUUGGGCGUACAACACAUUGCUGGUGAGCAACCUCGAUCUCACAAAGGCCAUCCUGGCCGCAGCGGCCACAAGGGUGAACGAGUUUUCCCUGAAGGGUUUGGCCAGGCUCGCGGAGACUUACAAGAUGGGCCACCGCACCGAGAGCGAUGCCGAUUUGGAGCUACACUUGAAGGAACGGCUCUCAAAGGCUGUGCAAGGAUUCAAUCGGCUUUUUCCGGCGUUCGAAUCCCUCAGCUCCAUCAAUGACGAAGCUCUCCCGCCACUGCAACACAUCGGUAUGGGUGACCUACGCGUGUUUGCGACCAAGUACAUCCUUGAGGAGCUUGGAUUUGCAACGCCAAACUGGAGCUUUGUGUCAAGAUGCCUGAAGGAGGUUCACAAUCGGCGGUUGGCAGACUGCGUGGGCUUCGAGAUUCAGGUCGAGAACGUGCUGCAGAAGCUGGAUGUGCACGAGUUCCGAGUGCGAGCUUUUGAUGAGGCAAUGAUGGAUGAUGAGAUCAUCGAGGUGGGGAAGACGCUUGUGCCGGACAUUUUUGGCCGGACCGUAGCAAGUGAGGCUGUCUUGCAUGUUGUGGCGGAGACAUGCGUCUGCAUCUACAGGAACUUGCUUGUGCAUCCGCAGUCUGACAGUGAUUGUCGGGCGGUGUGCGGAUAUUUCCGGAUGUUCUUGUCACAGAUCCCAUCGUUCAGCAGCAUUGCGCUGUUGGUUCAGAUGCGGACCAGAUUCCCCAAUGUUCAAUUCGAGUUUGUGGAGAUGCAGAUGACAGCUCCGAAGAGUGCUAUGAAGUGUCUAGGAAUGGAGAGCCAGUGA